Messenger RNA from Oxyura jamaicensis (ruddy duck), 1300 nucleotides. RefSeq lists its product as uncharacterized. Bases 1 to 696 code for a protein of 231 amino acids. The transcript has 5 exons. Lineage: Eukaryota; Metazoa; Chordata; Aves; Anseriformes; Anatidae. The record is from RefSeq and is a predicted model, not a curated record.
AUGGUGCUGCUGGAUCACACAAUGAAUUGGGUUACUGUUGUGGGCGAGGUGGGUUUCCAUGCUCAGCAAUUGCGCACGGUCCCUUACGUAACCGUCAGCUGGGGAUUCCCUGGAGGGGGUCACUUUAUUCAACCAUUACACGGACCCCGGCCGCCGCCGCUCCGCCGCGCCCGGGGCCGCCGCCGGCUGAGGCUGCGGCUCCGGCUGCAGGCAGCGCGGCGGCGGCUCCUCACAAAAUGGCGGCGCCCAUGGAAGCGGCAGCAGCCCCAUUUUGUGCCCGGCAGAGCCUGUCAACAAAACGCCGACUUGGCCAAGGCUGAGGAACAGAAGGCGGCGGCUUCGUUCGCGUUACGGCGCGGAGGGAGGAGAGCGGAGGAUUUCACCGCCCUCCCGCCGCCGAGAGGAGACUUUUCUACACAUGCGUGCCUUAUGAAUAAACCGGCUAUUAGGCUGAUGCUUCAAGUAACACUAUCCAGCACCAAGUCACUACUGAUACCUGCUAACCACACAGCAGGUGCUGGUACCAGCCAUCAUGUACGUGAUAGUGAACAGGGCUGUUGGGAAGCUGCCUGCACCAGACAUUUUGUUGGCUGUCGUGAGAUAACAAGGGACUGUCUUGGCCCAGCAAAAGUGGGAGGGAAACUUAGACCAAACAAGAAGAAACGGCUGGAGAGGAUCUGCUCUGGAUUCCACUGAUGUGGUAACAGCUGUUAUUACAGUAUCUGGCUUUUUGAAUUAAAUAUUGAUAGAAAUAAAUGAAUAAAAGAUUGAGUAAACUGGAAUGUGUGUUCUGCCUUCCUAAGGCUUUCCUUCAGCAUCCAGAGGCCCAGAAUCAACACCCUUUUAUACAAUUAAUAGUAUUAAAUACCGACAUCAGCUGACAGGAAAUAAGAAAGUUCCUAUGGCAACUAAAAAUAGGCACAGGAGGAAAAAUGCAUCAAAUGCUGUCAGCAGACAGCAUAAAAGGUGAAUGUAUGUAGAUAACAGAACAAAAGGAUACACAGAAAUCUGACUUGUAAACACACACAUCUUGAUAGCUGUUACUGUUAGGUUUUGGUUGUCUCUUUCCCCUCAAGCAGGAAUGCUCUGCCUGGGUUAGGGUAUCUGCUUAUCAGUAUCUCCAACUAUCAUGCAGGGAAAAGCUCCUGGUUUAUGGCCUGUGAAACACCGGGACAAGAACCCUGUCUCCAGGAGUGCCAGAGUGUCCCCGCAUGCUUUUCAGAAAACCUUUGAGUGCUUCAAGUCUCCUGGACAUCUGCCACUUUCUCUCAAGGCUACACUUUGGUCAAGAUGUUUGAGA